CUUUAUUGGUUUGAUAAAAUUGAACCACUUUCAUCACAUAUCCAAAAAAUUAGCAAGCAAAUUUAUGUACCUGGUUCGCAUGUUGCAAUUGAUGAAAUGAUACGGUUUUCUGGACAUAGUAAACAUACGUUUAGAAUGAAAAACAAACCUAUUUCUAAAGGAUAUAAGGUUAUUUUCUUGUGUGAAAAGGGUUACACAUAUUUAUUUACAUAUGAAUCCCAUAUUGAAGCAAACAAAGAAGUUUCAAACAUUUUCGGUCUUAAUAAAACUGGAUCUCUUGCAUUAUAUCUUGUUACUCAAUUAUCUAAUAGAUAUGGUGCUUGUGGUAUGGUGCGAACCAACUCUGCACAAUUUCCUAAGGAAUUAAAAGUUGAAAAAUCGAUUCGGCUAAACUGGGAUAUUUUAUCUGGUGUAGUUGUUAAUAAUGUUUUGGCAAUUUUUUGGAUGGACAACAGACCUGUUCAUAUGCUUUCAACUAUUCAUGGCAUCAAAGGUAAUGAGUGGAAAGUGUUAAGUUUACGUCAACAUCUACGAGAAACAAGCUCAAAUGUGAGUAAUGUGCAAAAAGUUUUUGGUAAUGAAGUUCACAAGGAAAUUUUAAUUCCAAAAGCCAUUAAUGAUUAUAAUCAUUUUAUGAAUGCUCCUUGA
Messenger RNA from Dentiscutata erythropus, 648 nucleotides. The record is from the annotation of a GenBank genome assembly. Lineage: Eukaryota; Fungi; Glomeromycota; Glomeromycetes; Diversisporales; Gigasporaceae.